AUGCUUUCGGGAGAUCUUCCAGAGCUAGUUCGUCACUUUUUCUUCUCUGCAAAACUGAUCGCCCUAGAAAAGAAAGGAGGGGGUGUUCGACCCAUUGCAGUUGGAUCUGUCUUCCGUCGGCUAGCCUCAAAGAUGGCAUGCAGGGCUGUUAUCCCAACAUUAACUCCGCUAAUGUGCCCUAUUCAACUUGGAGUUGGUACCCCAGGAGGUUGUGAAGCAGCAAUACACGGAAUCCGUGCAUUCAACCACGUAAACAACAAUACCCCCCAUAUUAUUGUUAAAUUGGACAUCCGUAAUGCAUUUAACACCAUUCUCCGCGACUCUAUAUUGGAGAACUGUCUUGAAUUCUGUCCCGAAAUAUACAACUAUAUACUCAGCUCAUAUGCGAAACCAUCCACCCUCGUCCAUGGCCCUUACCAUAUUUCCUCGUCCUCGGGGGUUCAACAAGGAGACCCAUUGGGUCCUGUGCUCUUUUGCCUUGGAAUUAAUCACAUUGUUAAGAACUGCUCAACCCCGCUGAAUGUUUGGUACCUUGAUGACUGCACCCUCGGAGGUCAUCCCGAAACUGUCUUAAAGACGCUCGUUGACCUUAUUCCGAGACUUGAAUUCGUUGGUCUUAUACUGAACACUUCAAAAAGUGAAAUCAUUAAUUUUGGGUUCAGUCGUGAUGAAUUCGAGGUUAUUGUUUCCUCUUUCAUUGAGAUAAUUCCCGGAGCGUCCAUCACGCCUAGUAUCAGUCUGGAGAUAUUAGGCUGCCCAUUGACAGAUGGUGGAAUCAAGGACGCUCUUGAAACUAAGGAAAUGCUACUGGAAAAAACUUUUGUUCGUCUUAAUUUGUUGGACUCACAUACAGCCUUCUUCCUGCUCAAAAAUGCCCUUGGCAUCCAAAAAUUAAAUCAUGUGCUACGGGGGUCACCCUGCUUCUUAGAAAAUGAUCAACUUCAUUCUAUCAAUGUCCUUUUCCGGAAAACAACUGAACGCAUCAUAAAAAUCAAAUUCGACGAUCAAGGCUGGAAACAAGCUUCCCUUCCUGUCUCCUUUGGAGGUCUUGGCAUCCGAAAUCCUACCGAUGUGUCCCGCCCCGCAUUCCUGUCUUCACUGUACAGCAGUCAAACUCUGGUUCAGAAGAUUCUCCAUCUCCUCCCCGAAUCUUCAUUACCUAAGAUGACUGCCUACUUUGACAGUUGGAGCGCAAAAGAAUCGAAGCUGCCGUCGGACUUCUGCUCACAGAAGAGUUAUGACAAGAUUGUGUGCGAAGGUCGGUUUGUGAGUCUCCUAAAGACAUCGAAUCAACACCGUAGAGCAUGCUUGCUUGCCGGGAGGUCCACGGGGAGUGGAGAAUGGUUGGAAGCCUUCCCGAUCGGAAGCUUGGGGACUCUCUUGGAUCCUGACACACUGCGAGUCGGUGUCGGUCUACGUAUCGGUCUCAAAGUUUGUGAACCACACAAAUGCCGCUGUGGUGCAUCGAUUGAUCAAUUUGGACUCCACCCUCUCUCCUGUCGAGAAAGCGCUGGUAGAUUCCCGAGGCAUUCAGCUCUCAACGACGUUAUAAGAAGAGCUCUCGAUUCAAUCGGAUUCCCAUCAGUGCUGGAACCACCUGGAUUGGACCGAGGAGAUGGAAAACGCCCAGACGGGAUGACUAUCUUUCCGUUUUUGGAAGGAAAGCCUCUCGUAUGGGAUUCAACAUGUUCCGACUCCUUGUCCAAGACAAAUAUGUUGGAAAGUGCCUGCAAUGCUGGCACAGCUGCGGAUAGAAGAGGAAAUAUGAUGGGCUCACCGAUCGUUUCGUUUUCCGGCCGGUUGCUCUCGAAACCCUGGGAUCGAUUGGGAAGGAGUCGUUGCGCUUCCUCAGGUGUAUUGGACGUCUCAAGACCCUGA
Messenger RNA from Octopus sinensis (East Asian common octopus), 1878 nucleotides. RefSeq lists its product as uncharacterized. NCBI's taxonomy places the organism in Eukaryota, Metazoa, Mollusca, Cephalopoda, Octopoda, Octopodidae. The transcript has a single exon. The coding region runs from base 1 to 1878 and encodes 625 amino acids. The record is from RefSeq and is a predicted model, not a curated record.